Pseudocercospora fijiensis CIRAD86 is the source of this 1077-nucleotide messenger RNA. RefSeq lists its product as uncharacterized. Gene Ontology annotation, biological process: transmembrane transport. The coding region runs from base 1 to 1077 and encodes 358 amino acids. The record is from RefSeq and is a predicted model, not a curated record. Gene Ontology annotation, molecular function: transmembrane transporter activity. The transcript has 2 exons. NCBI's taxonomy places the organism in Eukaryota, Fungi, Ascomycota, Dothideomycetes, Mycosphaerellales, Mycosphaerellaceae. Gene Ontology annotation, cellular component: membrane.
AUGCAGGUGACAGCCCUCGCCGUCGAGCUCGAACGCGAAAAGGGCGGGCGCUUUAGCUACCUGAGACGGAGGCAAUUUUGGUUUAUUCUGGUUCUCUCACAGGCGCUGGCCGUCACGAUUACUGGCACGAAUACUUUGUCGACCCUGUUGUCUAUGCAGGGGACUUCGAUUCCCGCUUUCCAGACACUGUUCAACUACGUUCUGUUGAAUAUCAUCUACACUAGCUUGACAAUCUACAAGUAUGGAUUCAAGGGCUGGCUGAAGCUGAUGUACAAAGACGGCUGGAAAUUUUUCCUUCUUGCGUUUUGCGACGUCGAAGGAAAUUACUUCACUGUCUUGGCAUAUCGAUACACAACAAUUCUCUCUGCGCAGUUGAUCAACUUUUGGGCCAUUGCAGUAGUGGUCGCGAUAUCCUUAAUCUUCUUGAAGGUCCGAUAUCACGUCCUGCAGUACAUUGGUAUCCUGAUCUGCUGCGGUGGAUUGGGAAUGCUUGUUGCUUCGGAUCACAUCACUGGUUCCAACGGUGGGCCAGCGCUUGAUGCGGUCAAGGGCGACCUGUUCGCGCUGGUUGGUGCCACAUUCUAUGGUUUGUCCAAUGUCUUUGAAGAGUUCCUGGUCAGCAAGAGGCCUUUGUACGAGGUCAUCGGUCAGCUCGCGUGGUGGGCCAUGUUUAUCAACGGUGUCCAAGCGGCCAUCUUCGACCGAGCAGCUUUCCAAUCUGCAGUAUGGAACGCCAAGGUUGCUGGCUACUUGACUGGAUAUACAUUGCUCUUGACCUGGUUCUACACCGCUGUUCCUCUGGUGCUGCGUAUGGCCUCCGCCGCCUUCUUCAAUAUCGGUCUGCUCACUGGCAACUUCUGGGGCGUCAUCGUGGGCAUCAAAGUCUUUGGAUACCACGUCCAUUGGAUGUAUCCAAUCGCUUUCGUCCUCAUCAUGGUCGGCCACUUCGUAUACUACGGAACUGAAGGUGUCCUGGGCGAGGCGAAGAAGCCGUGGUUAGGCGAGAACCAGGAAGGUGGUAGCGAUGGCAUUGGUACGGCUCGUCGACAACUCGAGCAUCCUGGAGUGACGCUGUAA